CAUUUUUCACCGUUAGAUCAAAAUACUUUAAUGUGGGCGCCACUUUCAUCAACGGCAGCAGACCCAUAAUGGCAUGGUAUUCAAAUUAACAACGACUCCUUUUGAUGAAAGCUUCCUUCUUUUUAUAUAGCUAUGAAGCCAAUGGCACCAGAAGACAGCUAGAGACAGCAGCAACAAAAAUGAGCAAAACAAUGGUGUACGGGGUCACAGAUGGAGGCCAAGCUAGCUUUCACAACAUUCAGACCAGACAAUCCAUGCCUGAACCUUGUUCUUUCAUUACCUUCAAAACCCAUCACCGCCUCCUCAAAUCAGAUUUGUCCCUCAAACUUCACUCCAGGGAUUACAGGACAAGAGCAAACGCCUGUUCUGGCAAUUUGUGCGUUGAAGGUGAAGGGACUUUCUAUGACUUGUUGGGUACUUCAGAGACUGCAACUCUCUCUGAUAUCAAACGAGCUUACAAGAAACUUGCCAGGAAGUACCACCCAGAUUUGUCUCCGCCGGAUCGUGUAGAAGAAAACACCAAAGUGUUUAUUCAGGUCCGGGAGGCUUACGAGACCUUGUCAGACCCCAAUGUCAGAGCUUUGUAUGAUAUGGAUAUGGCCAGAGGGAGAGGGUUACACCUGCCAUACUCUGCUGGCAAAAAAUUCACAUACAAACAGGGAUUGGACUACGAGAAAGAUGCAUGGAAGAACUGGUGGCAGAUCCAGCUUAGAGAGCUCCAUAGAAGAAGCAAGAAUGGUGAUUCGGGAGAGAACUUGUCAUGGGGGGCUCGAAUGCGCAGGCGAAAUCAAAUUAAUCAUCAAUAACAGAAGAAGUCAUCAAAUUGCUGUAAUCAAAUUCUGGAUUGGCCAUUUAGCCUAAUUUCUCUAUCACUUGUUUCUUGCAAGGUUUUGCCUCCCUUGGAAUUACUUCGGUUCGUGUAGGGUAUGUAAUAUUCUGUAGUAAAUUUUAAACGUGUGAAGCUGAUGGUAUUA
Molecule: messenger RNA, 974 nt
Organism: Tripterygium wilfordii
Lineage: Eukaryota; Viridiplantae; Streptophyta; Magnoliopsida; Celastrales; Celastraceae
Product: chaperone protein dnaJ 20, chloroplastic-like
Exons: 2
Coding region: 105-806 (233 amino acids)
Cellular component (GO): chloroplast
Source: RefSeq, a predicted model, not a curated record